UUGCUCACAUUAUACUCGCGCCAUGAUAACGGCGACCUUUUAUUGUAAAAUUUAAAAAAUGCCAUUGUUCCAACUCUUUUUAAUCGAAUAUAAUAUAAACAUUUUUAUAACCAAUAUGAAAAAAAUAAUUCAACAUAAAUAAGUUCUCUUGCAAAUAACAACAGUAUGUUAUUAUGAAUUUGUUAUAGUUUUAUUAGAGAAGAAAGGCAGAAGUAAAAUUUUUAGCAUAUUUUUUUAUAAUGACUUCAUUUGAAUGCAGAGGAGUAUUAGUUGACUUUCCUUAUGAACCAUAUGAGGUACAAAAGAAAUUUAUAGAAAAAGUUCUCGAGUGUCUACAAAAUAGUAGCAAUGGAGUUUUAGAGUCACCAACUGGAACUGGCAAAACUUUGUCACUAUUGUGUUCAUCAUUAGGUUGGCUAAUGGCUAAAAAAGCUGCAAUACAAGCUAAUAGAAUGGGUAUUUCGGAGAGUAAUUUAUCAAUGCUAAUAAAUUCAGCAGCAGGUGUUGAAAAGAAUCCAAAUAGUGCAUGGAAUGGAGUCAUGCGACCACCUCGUAUUAUAUAUGGGUCACGUACACAUACUCAACUUAACCAAGUCAUGAAAGAGUUACGUAGAACUAACUAUAAACAUAUGAAAAUUGGUAUAAUUGGGUCCCGAGACCAAUUAUGUAUUCAUCCAGAAGUUGUAAAAGAAACCAACUCAUCUAUAAAAAUAGCAAUGUGUCGUUCAAAAGUUAGUGCACGAACUUGCCAUUUUUAUAAUAAUGUUGAACUUAAAUCUAAAGAGGCAUUUAUAGAAAAUGGUAUUGCUGAUAUUGAAGAUUUAAUAAAUAAAGGAAAAAAAUUUAACUGUUGUCCUUAUUAUGGAUCAAGAGAACUACAGAAAGAUGUAGACAUUCUUUUCACACCAUAUAAUUACAUAGUUGAUCCUAAAACAAGAAAAGCUCAAGAUAUUCAGCUAAGUGAGGAUGUAAUUAUUCUUGAUGAAGGUCAUAAUGUAGAAAAAAUGUGUGAAGAAUCACUUUCAGUAGAAAUAACCAGUACUGAUAUAGCUCUUUGCAUCAAUACAGUAACAGAUAUAAUGAAACAAUUAUAUAAUGAGAAAACCACCGAAUUUACUGAAGAACCAGUGCAAAUACGACCGAGAGAAUUUUCUGAUGAUGAUAUAUGUACUUUAAAAGCUCUGUUUUUAGAAAUUGAACAAGCUAUUAAUAAUAUAGAAUUAUGUAGCAGUACAAAUGACAAAAAAAUGGAGGGAUCAUAUAUAUUUAAACUUCUUCAAAAUGCAAAUAUAACACCAGACAAGAUGACAACAUUUAUAACUUUUUUGAAUGCAGUUAUUGUUUAUCUUUCAUCUUCAAAUGUCAAUUCCCCUCAGCAAGCUAAAGAAGCGUGCCUGUAUAAAUUUCAAAAUUUUUUAGAAUGUGUUUUACAAAGCAUGGGACCUAAUAAAGAUCCUAAAAACACAGAUAAAUAUUUUAGGACGUAUAUUCAAUUGGAGCAAAAUAAAUUUAAAUCCAAGAAUGAUACUAACAAGUUUAAAGAAUUAAAAAAAGGAAAAUCAAUUAAUUUUUGGUGUUUUAGUCCUGGAUUCGGUAUGAGAGAUUUAUUGGCUCGUAAUGUUCAUUGUAUAAUCCUCACUAGCGGAACAUUAUCUCCCCUUGCUGCAACUAUUACAGAAAUUGGAAUUCCUGUUAAUGUUCAGCUACAAAAUUCACAUGUUAUCAAAAAAAAUCAAAUAUGUGUAUCAGUUGUCAAAAAAGGGCCAAACAACAAACCCCUUAUAUGUAACUACAGUAGUAGGAAUAAUAAUGAAUUUCUGAUGGGUUUAGGUCAAACAUUAGUGAAUUUUUCUCGAAUAAUUCCAGGUGGUACCCUAAUUUUUUUCCCAUCAUAUCCUUUUUUAGAACAAUGUGUUAAUUAUUGGCAAGGAUGCAAUAUUUGGGGAUCAAUAUCAAAAUUAAAGCCUAUAUUUGUCGAACCAAAAAAUAGAGAUGUUUUGAAAAAUGUAAUUGAAGAAUACUAUAGAGCAAUUGAUGAAAAUAAAGGAGCAAUAUUUUUAGCCGUUUAUAGAGGGAAAGUAUCAGAAGGCCUAGAUUUUUCUGAUUGGAAAGCUAGAGCUGUAAUUAUUUUAGGUUUACCUUAUCCCCCAUAUCAAGAUCCAAGAGUUGUAAUGAAACGAGAGUACUUGGAUGAAAUGAGAAAAGAAAAUCCAAAAUGCUUAUCUGGUCAAGAAUGGUACAAACUUGAGGCCAUAAAAGCUGUAAAUCAAGCCAUGGGUCGAGUAAUAAGACACAUUAGAGAUUGGGGAUCAAUUAUUUUCUGUGAUGAAAGGUAUGCUAGUCAAAACAUUAAAUCACAGCUUUCUGCUUGGGUACAACCUCAUAUCAAAAUCCAUGAACAAUUUUCUUCAGCAUACAAAGAUAAUGUACAAUUCUUCAAAAAUACUGGGAUGACUAUGCCUUCUUCAAUUAUAUUUUCAAAAGCAUCCUUUGAUGAACCAGCUCAGGCAACUGUUGUUAGGUCAAUAGAGUCUGUAAAACGUAAAGAAAUGGAAAAUGAUACUUUAAAACUUUAUGAAAGUUACCGUGCGAAAGAUAUAACAAUAAAACAUACCGAAACUAAUAGAAAAAGUCUUCUAGAAUCUGUUGACAACUAUGUUGAAAAAAAAGUUAUAAAUACAGUAUUAGAAAGUCAAUGUUCAAAGACUGAAUUUAAUAUUGACAUAAUGCCAUCUACCAAAAAACGAAAAUUAAAAAUAAUUCCUAAUAAAAUUGAAAAGGAGAAAAAAGAAGAUGCAAAAGUUAAAACUAUGAACCUCAUGACUAAAGUACGUUCCAUUAUAAAUGAUGCCAGUGUUUACUCAAAAUUUGUAAAUAUUGUUAAAAACUACUUAAUGGAAAAAAACUGUCAUAAAUUUAUACAAAAUUUGGAUGAUCUAUUCCCGAUGAAAAAUCCUGAAAUUAUUGGUAUUUUAAUAGACUUGAAAGAUUUUUUUGGAAAAGACGUUGACAGUAAUUUUUGUAGAUACUGUGCAGAACUACAAAAACAGCAAAAGUGAACAAUCAAAUUAUACAUAUAAUUUUAUUAUAUUUUGCUAUGUUAAUUUUACAUUUUUAUUACUUAUUAUACAUUUGUAUGUUAUAAUGUGUUAAUGAUAUUUUAUAUAUUAAACAUAGUUGCUAUAAAUUUUUAAUAAUGAUAUAAUAAUAAUAAUUAAACAUUUGUAAUAAAAUA
This is a messenger RNA of Daktulosphaira vitifoliae (grape phylloxera), 3235 nucleotides long. Its product is annotated as regulator of telomere elongation helicase 1 homolog. Gene Ontology annotation, molecular function: DNA helicase activity; hydrolase activity, acting on acid anhydrides, in phosphorus-containing anhydrides; DNA polymerase binding. NCBI's taxonomy places the organism in Eukaryota, Metazoa, Arthropoda, Insecta, Hemiptera, Phylloxeridae. The transcript has 16 exons. The coding region runs from base 240 to 3059 and encodes 939 amino acids. Gene Ontology annotation, cellular component: nucleus. Gene Ontology annotation, biological process: regulation of double-strand break repair via homologous recombination; negative regulation of t-circle formation; telomeric loop disassembly. The record is from RefSeq and is a predicted model, not a curated record.